Pelagomonas calceolata is the source of this 2417-nucleotide messenger RNA. The record is from the annotation of a GenBank genome assembly. NCBI's taxonomy places the organism in Eukaryota, Pelagophyceae, Pelagomonadales, Pelagomonadaceae.
CUCUGAACCCGCACGAUUAGCUCGCAGAGCUUAGCUGGACACACCCCAAAACGCUGGUGUAGCUGUCGUGCUGCUGCAAAAGAGCAAACGCACGACUCACGUUUUCAAAAUGCUCAAACAUUCUGUAGCAAUUGUAGCAAUUGCCGCGUCAGCCGCGUUCACUGCACCCCGCAGCCUGCCCAUGCGCACAGCAGCAAUGAAAUUCUCCGCGGCUGACGCGGAACUCGUGCCGCGCGACGUCCUCUUCGGCAACCCCGAGUACUGUGCCGGCGUAGGAAUCAUUGUAUCGGCGACCGCGGCUGGCCGUGACAUGCCGUCGACGCGACGCCGUGCACACACAGGUACGCAGCCCCCUCCGUCACGCCGGACGGCUCCAAAUUAGCCUACCUGAAGCCCGUCGACGGCGUGCUCAACGCGUGGGUGCGCAGCGCGGCGGGCGGCGACGAUAGGGUGGUGACCGAAGACACGUACCGGGGCAUCCGCCAGAUCUUCUGGGCCGAGGACUCGAAGACGUUGCUGUAUCUGCAGGACGACGGCGGCGACGAGAAUUUCCAUUUGUUCGCGGUCGACGUCAGCAAGGAAGGAUCAAAAGCGAGAGACCUGACGCCCUUCGACGGCGCGAAGGCCCAGAACGUCAUCACGAACAAGCGCUUCCCCGACGAACUGUUAGUGGCGGUCAAUGCUAGAGAUAAAGCUCAAUUCGACAUGUACCGCGUCCAAUUAGAGUCGGGGGCCAUCGAGCUGGACACGGAGAACCCCGGCGGUAUCGUCGGCUGGGGUUCGGAAGACGAGUCCUUCGAGGUGCGCGAGGGCAUUCGGGUCAACCCUGACUCGUCCAAGACCGUAUUGGUCCGCGACUCUCCCAAAAGUGAGUGGCGCGACCUCGCCGUCUUUCCUUACGGCGAGGAGGGCGGCAUGGUCGACUUCUGCGGCGACGGCGAGCACGCGCUCAUGACGUCGUCCGUCGGCCGCGAGACGACGGCGCUGACCAAAGUCAAAUUGUCCGACGGGUCGACGACGGAGGUCAUCGCCUUUAACGAUAAGGCGGACUGCGGCGGCAUCAUGUUAGACGAGGACACGAAGGAGGUCCGGGCCGUGUCGUUCAACUACGCGCGCACGGAGCGGACCUUCUUCGACGAGGAGCUGAAGGGCCACUUCGACCGGCUCGAGGGCAUGGGCCCCGACAAAGCGGAAGUUUCAUUAGUGUCGAAGACGCGCGACGAGGCGACCUGGGUCGUGUCGUUCCGCAGGGACGACGGGCCGACGGAGUACUCGCUGUACGACACGGCGUCGCACAAGCUGACGCCGCUCUUCGUGAGCCAGCCGGCGCUUUCUGAUUACAAGUUCGCGCCUGUGUGGCAAUCAAAUUUCGGGCGCCCCACGCCAUCGACGCGACGUUGUCCCCGUGGCGUGUCGGCCCGAUGGCGUGAUUUCCACACAGGUUCGCGCACAUGGAGGACGUUCGCAUACAAGCGCGGGACGGGCUCGAGCUCGUCGCGUACCUGACGCGCGCCAAGGCCGACACGCCGACGCCGCUGGUGCUCUGCGUGCACGGCGGGCCGUGGGCCAGAGAUUUUUGGGGCUUCAACAGCGCCGCGCAGUGGUUCGCGAAUCGCGGGUAUGCCUGUUUACAAGUGAACUACCGGGGGAGCUCGGGCUACGGCAAGUCCUUCCUGCAUAAAGGAGACAAGGAGUGGGGCGUGGGUGCGAUGCAGCACGACCUGACGGACGCCGUGAAGUGGGCCGUGGACCAGGGCAUUGCGGACCCGGAGAACGUGUGCAUCUAUGGCGGCUCCUACGGCGGCUACGCGUGUCUGGCGGGCUUGACCUUCACCCCCGAUCUGUACAAGUGCGGUGUGGACAUCGUGGGCCCGUCGAACAUCAAGACGUUGUUAGAUAGCAUACCGCCGUACUGGGGUCCCCUGCGGAACGACAUGCUGAAGAAGAUCGGCGACGUGGAUGAAGAUAAGGCCUUCAACGAGAAGAUCUCUCCUUUAUAUCAUGUUGACGCCAUCAAGGCGCCGUUACUCAUCGGCCAGGGCGCGAACGACCCGCGCGUCAAGCAGGCGGAGGCGGACCAGAUCGCGUUCUCCAUGGCGGACAAGGGCAUCCCGGUGGAGUACGUCUUGUAUCCGGAUGAAGGGCACGGGUGGGCGCGGCCGCCGAACCGCAUCGACUUCAACGGGCGGACGGAGCUGUUCCUGAAGGAGCACCUCGGCGGCCGCGCGGAGGCCUUCGUGCCGCCGGAGGGGAACACGGCGUCGUUUCCCUUGAAGGAGCGGAAGUAGUAGGUGGUAAUUUGGUUUGUGAACUUGCUUUGAAGCUAGGCCGCCUAGCCACACGGCCGGUCUUACGCGGAGUCGUUCUCGGCCGCGGCGGCGCGUUUUUAGAAUUGCGUCAAAUUUGCUAGCUCCAAA